AUGGGAAACGAGUGUCAGCGGUUCUUAAAGCAUCUCGCAGACAAGAUAGCUCAGAAAGACACCGAGCCUUAUCAUGUUGUAAUCACUUGGCUCAGGACACAGAUCUCGUUUGAACUCUUAAGAUCGGUACAUGCAUGCGUCAGAGGUUCGCGAACGCCGUUUCGUAGCAAGCUAGAGCAAUCAUUAGACUGUAAAAUAAAUGUCGCUAGUGCGGAUAUCUGAAAUACGUGUCUAUAUGCUUUUAUACUUAGGGCUUUUUAUGGACACUGGUUUAGCCGUCAUUAGUAUAAUUCGAUUGCAGGAUCUUAAUAUCUCUGCAUAAUGGAAUUCUUAAUUUUAUAGAAUUUUGAACUUUUAUUAGUAAUUAUAUCUAUUUCCUUUUCUUUUAUGUAAGGUUAAGUUACUUCUAUUUUUUAGAAUUUGUAAAUGAAUAGUUUUUUCUAUCUUCACUUAUAAUAUAUAGGAUUGUUUUUGUUCUCUAAUGAAGGACGAGGUGUUUCUUUUGUAACGGAUGGAAUUGUAGAUAGUGUUUUGAUUAAUUAAUUAGAUUUUUUUGUAACAGCAGGUUAAUUGUAAAUAGGAUUUUAAUUGAGGUUUUGUAAUAAAGAUUCUUUUCACUUAUUAUUAUUAUUAUUAUUAUUAUUAUUAUUAUUAUUAUUAUUAUUAUUAUUAUUUUCACUUUUUUUUGUCCGCGAGUAAUGUAAUGGAAAAUCCUUAUGACCAUAGCGACCAUUACGGAAAACCUAUAACAUAAUUAACAGUCGAGUAGUUUGUUAAUAUUUUCUAGAAAUGCCUCGUUGCUUACCUAAUUGAAUCAAUAUGCUAAUUGAUCAAUUUCCUGAUACGCUGCUAUUAAAUUUAAUGAAAGUCGGAUAAUUACCAACAUUUCUUAAUUGUGUGAUUCCAUUUAGUUCUCAGCUCGCAUUCAACGAUGGUGACUUUUAGCUUAAGAUGCCCUUAUGAAAAAAAAAUUCAAGAAGACCGCCUUUUAUAUAGAGUGCCUUUGAUCAUGAAGGAUAUACAUUAGUAUUUGUCAGCUGCAAUACAGAGACAAAUUCACUGACUAUCUUAAAAGACUAUAUAAUUUAAAGUUCAACUUGGUAAAAACAGUUUGAGCAGUCCUUCGAGCAAAAAGUGCCGGAGUGUAGUUGGUAGCCGCGAGCCGUUGGUCGUCACACCAGAAGUCCGUGCCGUAGCCAGCUACAAAUACAUCUUUAUCUAAGCAAGCCAAAAAGAAGAUAUGAAUUCAACUGCAGUCCCAUACACAAAGAGGAUACCUCUUGGAUGUGUUCCACCGAUUUCGCAGGGAACCCUUGAUGAAACUAGUUCGGAAGCUUAUGGAUGGCUUGUCUUUAUUGCAGUCAUCAGCAUCAUUACUUGUCCAUUCACAGCUGUUAUGAAUGCACUGGUCAUACUCGCUGUUAAGACUAUACACCGAUUGAAAACCAAGACAAACAUGGCACUCGCUUGCUUGUCGACUACUGAUUUGGUAAUGGAAGUGAUCGGUCAACCUGCUUUCAUCUUUUGGGUGAUCGCACAAAUGCAGGGAAGCACGUCCGCUACGUACUGUAUAAGAACACUGUUAUCAACGAUCCUUUUGAGGAUGUUGGGUUUUGCGUCGCUGUCUCACUUGGCCAUGAUCAACGUGGAGAGGUUCAUUGCUAUCAAACAUCCCCUGAGUUACGAGACUAUCGUCACCAAGAAUCGCCUUGUAUGUUUGUCUGCACUUCUGUGGAUGCUAGUGAUAUCUUUAACAGUACCUUUUCCUUUUGUUGAUAAUAAGGAGAUUUUCUUGAUAGCUGACAUUCAUGUAAUAUCGUUAUGCCUAACCACAGUUUUCUUUUGUCAAGUCGUGCUUUUCUACGAAACACGUCGGCAUGAAAAACGAAUAGCUACCCAACAAGUCUCUUUGGAAGCCAGAGAGAAGUUUUUGAAGGAGAAAAAAGCCUUUAAAGUGACAGCAACGGUACUGUUCUUUCUAAUAUUGUGCUUUUUGCCUUUAAUGUUCGCAUAUCUAAUACGAGCAUCAAAUUCUAUAACAACUUCAGUUGAUUUAAAAUACGUCGCUCUCUCUACAGGCCUUACUUCGGCAGUUUUGAAUUCGAUGGUUAACCCAAUUAUUUAUUGUGUAAGAAUCAGACAGUUUCGUGUUGCGUUUAUUCAGCUUAUCUUUCAAAAAAGCAGCGCGGGAGCUGAAAACAUGGAAAAGCGAGUUUUUUGGAAGACGAAACCGCGCCGUGGUGCCGCAUCAGGAAGGGUCCCAAGAACAGUAAGACAGUGAGCAAACCUACUAAGGGAUUACUCGGAUUAGAGUUUCAAUUUCGUUUCAUUUUAUUCUAAAAUUGAAGCAAAGCUGACACAGGCAAACAUAUACAAUGACAUGAUAAAUUUGCGGCGUUCAGGGUAAUUAAUUUCAGUUUUUCAAGUAAAUUUGAUUGCUGACUUGAGCUGUAGAGGCAUUAAAUGCACGCGAUAGCAAUCUUUAAUUAAUAUAUUAAAACAUCGUAAAUAUAUCUUAAACAUAUAUACUUUAUUUACACACAUCGUUUUGCCAUCUCCGCCCGCAAAUAGCAAGGGCUAGACGAGGCGGGCAGAGCCAGAAAGGUUACAGCAGUCAUAUAAAUAUCGAAUUAAAAGAAGCUAUGAAGAUUAUAUUAAAGAAAAGUAAAUAAAUUAUGCAAAUAGAUGAGAAUUACAACAAAAAGACAACAACAACAACAAGCUAGAGUUACAAAAAUGGUCUACAAGACAAAUUUGCUAAAGAACCUAUAAAUUAUUAGUGCCUUAAGUCGUGGCUGCAGAUUUUGACGACAUUCGUUGGGAAUUGCGUUCCAAAGUUUAGCUCCAGAACUGGAUGAAGAACCUUGAUUUUGAUUCAGUCUGGAAGUUUGGACAUAAUAAUUUCCAGACGAAGAAAACCUUGUCUCAUGCUUGUGCUCUGAAUUAGCUUUAGUAAAGAGAUCACAGAUGUUAGACGGAGCAUUCAAACAGGAGACGUCAAACAUUAUAGAAAACACUUUUUCAGCAUGUAACAUUUUGUAAGGGUAGAAUUUUUGAGGAAUAAAAUGGCACUGCUAGUGCUCUGGGUUCAGAAAAAUACAUCAAACGCCGGAAGGACUCGUUUUGACAGCACGAAAAUUUUUCUUUUGUACAUGGGUUUUGGCAGCUUGACCCCAAUCCACCAAAUCGUAUGUCAGAUAAGGCAAUAUCAAAGAUUGAUAAAUAUUUAACAGGGUAGUGCGUGGGACGAAGUGCCUAAGACGGGCAACAACACCAGCAGUUCUGCUUACUUUUAAUGCAACAUUAUUAAAAUGAAAUUUCCAGCUUAAAUUUCUGUCCAAUAGGACACCGAGAUAUUUAACAUUGUAUUCACACUCAAGGGCAGUAGGAAUUUGGGUACAGUUAUCAAUCUUUUCAAUGUUAACCUAGUAGUUCAACUUACGUAUAUGGACGAAAGAUAACAUAGUUUGACUUUUUAGCACUGAGCGGUAAAAGAAUUUGCAUUAAGCCAGUAGGAGACUUUGAGCAGUUCUCUAUUGACGGUUUUUUUAAGAGGUUUUAAAUUAGUGUCACCAUACAGCAAAGAGAAAGAAUGAGAAUUUCGCUGAAGAGUUAUGGAUAUCGUUAAUAUAGAUCAAGAAUAACAGAGGACCAAGUACAGACCCCUGUGGGACACCACAUGAAGUCAUACAUUCGGUAGAUAAGAUAAAACCUACUUCGGUUACUUGUGAACGACCAAGACGGUACGAGGCAAACCAGCAAUUGAUAAUUCCUCUGAUGCCAUAACGAUUCAGUUUUUGACGCAAGAUCAAGGUCGACGGUAUCAAAGGCCUUUUUUAAGUCUAAGAAGAUCCCGCAAGUGAAAAGUUUUUGGUCCACAUUGUUUUGUAUGACAUUAACAAUGUCAAUAAUGGCAUGUUGGGUGGAAUGUUUUUCGCAGAGGCCAUACUGCGACUUAAAUAGAAUAUCGUUUUUACCAAAAAAGGGUUUGAGGCGGUGGUACAUUAAUUUUUCAAAUAUCCGAUUGAAAAUAGACAGUUAUGGUUUCGAACGAUAAUUACCGCGCUCAGUCUCAUCGUGUAGUCUAAAAUGUAAAUAAAAAACGUUCAUUACUAAAGUUAUCUCAUAUACCUUACUCGGUAAAAGAGGAGAGAAAGUAAUAAUAAUAAAAUAAGGAGUACCAUAGACUCUCCAUUAGCUGCUAAAAAUACUAUCAUUAAUGCUCAAAAGAGAACGCGGGCUAAUUACUUUAUUUUCGACGCAAUUUACAUUGGGGACAAAAUUAUUGCAAAGGUAGAUCAACUCCGUAGCAUGAAUGAAAAAAUCAAGUCGUCUAGGGCAUUAUAAAUUCUGCAUCCGAAGAAGAGUAUACUAAGAGAUGCUUUCAGACAGGAUCAAUGCCUUUCUACUCAGAACAGCCGUAGGAAAUUGUAGACUAGUCCAAUUUGUGUCCUUUAAUUCAAUUCUUUUUCAAACACACUCAGUAGUAAGAGAGGGAGAAUCAUAACAAAGUCUUGCCUUUUAACACUUGUUAUCCCUGAAUUAAAGGUUAUGUAUCAGUCACCGCCUUCCAUUCACCAUUCACUGAAAUUAAACUUUUACGUAUGUAGAUAAAGAGAGGGAGCAUUCAGUAACACACUUCAUACUAAUAUAUAGAUUUAGCCAAGCCUAAAAGCGGAGCUCCCGAUUUCAUUACAAUAAUAAUAACGAUAAUAAUGAUGAUGAUGAAGAUCGUUUUAUUCACACUGGUACACAAUACGAUAUAACCUCGUUGCAAAUACUGAUACCCCCCAGUCGGUAUCGGGAUGUAGUCUAGCCUACGUGUAGCCGCAACCCACUCCCGACAAAGGAAGAAGAGGAGUCAAAGAAANAAAAUUUUGUGCUUAAUUAAAAAAUUUAUUUAAUUAAUAAUUUUUUAAAUAAUUUUUUUUUUUUUUUUUUUUUUUUUUUUUUGAGAAAUGGAAAUAAUUUUUUAUACAAAUAACUUGCGCAUACUGGCUUAAAGUACAACUAUCCUUUUAUUGCUUGCCUGUCAAGCGGCCGGCCAUCUCCUCCGAAUUUAUGACCGGCAAGCAAAAAGAAACAAUGAAAUGUCCUUACAACAGUGUCUAAAUACAAUACUCGAGUACUCCUUCGGAAAUAUUGGACGGCCAAUGAAGCAAUCCCAUUGCAUGGUUGAUUUUAGUCACUGGACCGCUUACUUCCUGGUAGUUAACCUUGUGACAGUAAAAGACCAUGCCAUUUACUGUCACAAGGGUGAGAAAUUGAAAACAAUGCUUAGCCAAAAUUUUGGAGGGACAGCAAAGAGUUAGUAGUAUGGUAUUUUUGAAAAAGGCCAAACCUACGCAGCGUUACGCGCAACCUCGAUGGCCAAUCAUACGGCUGGCUUUCCCGAUAAGCGGAGACGAAUACUUUGCAGAGCCGACAAGGCAGCAAACAGAAAGUUCGACUGAUGCAACCCUACUAGAUUGGCUAUUAGAAGAUGCAAUGGUGGCUUUCUGCUAUUGUUGCUCUCAUAAUAUUGAAGACCAUUUCAAGUGGUGAAAAAAGAUAAUAAUAAUAAUAUUACUAUUAUUAUUAUUAUUAUUAUUAUUAUUAUUAUUUUUAUGAAUCAUAGUAAUAAGCAAAGGAAAACAAAGUCUUGCGUUCCGAAUUCAGUUCGAUAUUAAUAUUUAUAUAUUUAUAGGGAGUGGUGUCGGGUGAGCGAUGAGAAUCGACAAGGAUCAGACAUCGGUUUUUAAGAAUCAUCUUAAAGCGGAGUUUUUGUCAUGCAAAGUGUCAGUGAAAUACUAGGAAAACUGUGAGAGGUAUAAGCUGUUCCAAAGAUGUAAAAAGCUUUUCACUAAAAUGAAUCACCUGUUUAUCAUAAUAAAAUUAAGCCAGUAUCAGAGAAACCGCGCGUGUCCCAUUGUCAAAGGAAAUUGAAGUCUUUGAUAUUUUUCCGCGAGACCGCGACGUCAAAUGUUUAGAGAGCGAUGUUAUAUGGCUAAAGUAACUGAUGACGGCAGAGAGAAGUAUUCAUCUAGUGAAACCAUGGCAUUAUUAUGAAACACAUUACCUAUUUUAAUGAAAUUAAAAGUUGUGAAUUUUCAGUUAAAUUUAUAGUUCCUUGAAAUGUUUCUAUGCUUAUACAAAUUUAAAAAGUCAGCCGCUUGAUCAAAGACCUAUGUUGCGACUAUUACAUUAAACUGACAAGGAUAUUAAUAACCGACAUUACUAAGUAUAUUUAUAUACUCCGGCCAUUUAAAGUGCUCCCUGAGUUUACCGAAGAUGCAUGACUCUUAAGACGUCUUUAUCAACUAUACUGACUUUCAAUUUGCACAACGACUACGGCGGCUUUUCAAAUUUAUUUUCUAAGAAAACCGCAUUCUAUAGAGUGUUCUUUCACAUGAAAAAAAUCCUUGUGAUCAAAGCAACCCAAAUUAUCACCCGGAUUAUUAUCGAACUACUUUCUUGCAUUUCACACCUAAAAUACUGAGACAAAUUCACAAAAAAAAAAACCUAUAUUAAGGGACGAUAUCCCAAUUUAAGUUCAAAUCCAAACUUAAAGAUUGCGGCAAAAACAUUUCGUAGGUGCGAAAAGAAAGUUAGACUGUUGGCAGCUCCCCCUUUUUUCCGCAAUCCGUCAAACGAAACGUGUGUGAGUCAAGUUGAUGCGAGCCGUCACAGAUCGUCACACCAACGGAGAGUCGCGCCGUUCAUAUUCACAAAUAUGAAUUCAACAGCAGCCUUAGACACGGCGAGGAUAGCUCUUGGAUGUGAUCCAAUAAUCCCGCAUGGAACUCUCGAUCCGAAAAAUACCCCAGAAGCUUAUGGAUGGCUUGUCUUCAUUGCCGUCAUCAGCGCCAUUACUUGUCCACUUACAAUUGUUAUGAAUGCACUGAUCAUAAUCGCUGUUAAGACUAAACCCCGAGUUAAAACCAAGUCAAACAUUGCGCUCGCCUGCUUGUCGACUACAGAUUUGGCAAUGGGAGUAAUCGGUCAACCUCUUUUUAUAUCUGGGGUGAUCGCAGAGCUCCAAGGU
Molecule: messenger RNA, 7024 nt
Organism: Porites evermanni
Lineage: Eukaryota; Metazoa; Cnidaria; Anthozoa; Scleractinia; Poritidae
Source: the annotation of a GenBank genome assembly